AUGUCUGCUAAUUUUGACCCCUAUCAGCCAAGCGAUACCAUACAAACUGUCCUAAGUUUUCUAAUGGUUCCAACUGGCAUCCUGUCUACAUGGGGAUCUUCCUGCAUUAUUCGUAGCAUUCGCAAGGAAAGAAAGUGGAGUCCCUAUCGACGAUUGAUGAUUGCCUUGAGCAUAUGCGAUAUUUUCUCAACAGUAGCAUACGUGUUGCAACCAUUCUUGGGUCCUCGCGAAUCGCCGUAUGCCUAUGCACAGACGAUAGGAAACGAUGCUACUUGUACUUUGAUGGGAGCCUGGAGUCAGUUGACUUUUAUGGCUCACUGGUACUCCGCAGCCUUGAGUUUCUACUUUGUUUCUACUGUCCGAUAUGGAGUUUCGGAAACUACCUUUGCCCGAAAGUACGAACGAUGGAUUCAUUUCAUUAUUGUCACAUUUCAUACUGUUACAGCUGUCGUUGGUGCAAUUGGGGACGUGUACUUUCAACGACAAAUAAACCCCGGUUGCUGGGUCGCAGAACCACCGUAUACUUGUUCUGGAAUGAAUUGUCACUCUGAAUUGAUUGCAUACAUAUUUGGAUUCCCGACUGUAAUAGCUCUCUUCGUUGUGCUCAUCAACAACCGGUUGCUGUACACUCAUGUAAAAAAGACGAUAGUCGAAGGGCAUCGCAAGGCGAUAGAAGCCGAAAAGCGACUUCGAAUGUACCAACAGCGACAACAAGAGCAACCACUACAAAGUUCGGACACAACCAAGAGAGAAGGCACCACUAGUCCUGAUCAAACUAAUACUGGCACUCCAACUAGUGCGUUGCAAUCAUCCGACAAGCAAUGGGAACGAGUCCGACAAGUUCGGAUUCAAUCUACUCUGUAUGUUGUCGCAUAUUUGAUUACAUUCGCUUGGUCUGCCAUCAUUAACAUUCUCAACAGUCGGCGCUUUCAAGAGCAAUACGAAUACGCUGGGCGGUUGUACUUGCCCCUGUUGGUGUUGCAAUCCAUAUUUUUGCCCUCCCAGGGUCUGUUCAAUGCCAUGGUAUUUUUUCGUCCCAGAUUCAUGGCGACUCGCAAGAAGCAUCCCAAACAAACCCGAAGCUGGUGUGCUCGGCAAUCCAUCCAAUUUGAACAUAUCAAGCCUUCUUCAGACCUAGGAAGUCAAGACAUCAGAGGUGUAGUGGUAAUGAAAGAGGAGGAGGCAGGAGAAGACGAAGUCGUACAAAUGUCGAAACGAGAUCCAUCGUCAAUCAUUCCACCGGAUAUUGUAUCGGGCGAGGAGCCCCCCAGUGCCGCGCAGGAGAGCGAAAGGUACUUUUCGAGUGGAAGACCGUCGAACGGAAAACUUGCAAGUGAAAAAACAUCUGUUCUUAUUGCUUCGACAGAUUCCUGGGAUGGAUGA
Messenger RNA from Cylindrotheca closterium, 1383 nucleotides. NCBI's taxonomy places the organism in Eukaryota, Bacillariophyta, Bacillariophyceae, Bacillariales, Bacillariaceae. The record is from the annotation of a GenBank genome assembly.